Messenger RNA from Laetiporus sulphureus 93-53, 1627 nucleotides. RefSeq names its product cytochrome P450. The record is from RefSeq and is a predicted model, not a curated record. The transcript has 11 exons. Gene Ontology annotation, molecular function: iron ion binding; monooxygenase activity; oxidoreductase activity, acting on paired donors, with incorporation or reduction of molecular oxygen. The annotation marks the transcript as partial. Lineage: Eukaryota; Fungi; Basidiomycota; Agaricomycetes; Polyporales; Laetiporaceae.
GAAGGUCGUGCGAUGUUGUGAGACUUCUCGUGUUCCGCGUUCCCACCUCGCAGUGUGGCGGCUAUCCAGGCAUCGCGACCACGACUGUUCUUCUCACCCUCGCACGCUGACCAUUACCUGCUGCUCGCUGCUGGCAUCGGAGACCAUGGACAGCACCAUGUUGUGCGCUCUGAUAGGCGCGAUUUGCACAUAUGUUUUUGUCUCGUGGUGGAAGGAUCCCCUCCGUGCCAUACCGACGAUAGGCCCCUCGCUGCCGAUAUUGUCGUACUUGGGCGCAAUCAAGUUCACGCUCGAUGCUCAGAACGUCAUGCAGGAGGGUUACGAGAAGUACAAAGUGUUCAAGGUAGCGAUGAUAGACCGCUGGGCCGUGGUGGUCAGCGGCGCGAAAAUGAACGAGGAGCUGCGCAAGAUUCCGGACGAGCAGAUGAGUUUCAUGGAUGCAGCAGACGAUUUGAUACAAACAAAGUACACCAUUGCACCGGACGUACUUGUCCACCCGAUCCAUAUUACGGCUAUUAAAGAGCGGCUCACGCGGAACUUGGCACCAUUGUUCCCCGGAAUUGUGGAGGAAGUGGAAGUCGCCCUGAACGAUAAGGUUUCUGUGAGGGGCGAUGAAUGGGUUUCCGUCCCCGCCUAUUCAACCGUAGCGCACAUCGUAUCGCGCGCGAGCAGCCGUGUAUUCGUCGGGCUUCCUCUGUGUCGCAAUGACACAUACCUGGGCAUUGCAUGCAACUAUUCAAAUGAUGUUUUGAAAGGAUGCAUGGUGCUCACGUUCUUCCCCCACUUCAUGAAGCCUCUUGUCGGCCGCAUGUUACCAUGGUCUCGACGAGCAUUCCACAAGACAAAGCCGUUCUUGGACCCGAUCCUUGACGAACGUCUGAAGCAGCUCGAUAAAUACGGUGAUGACUGGCCUGAAAAGCCGAACGACCUGCUCCAGUGGACAAUCGAGGAGGCUAAGCGCUCCGGACUCGGACAGCCGAGAAAUUUGUUCGUACAAGCCAUGCUAGCGGCCAACUUCACCGCCAUCCACACAUCGACUAUCACCUUCACGCAUGCAUUGUAUCAUCUUGCAGCAAACCCUGAGUACAUCCAGCCUCUGCGCGAAGAGCUCGAAAGCGUGAUUAGAGAAGACGGAUGGACGAAGAUCUCCAUGGGCAGAAUGUGGAAGCUGGACAGCUUCCUUAAGGAGUCGCAGCGCGUCAACGGAGUCAGUACCAUUUCGGUCAUGCGUAAGGCCUUGCAGGACGUGACGUUCUCCGAUGGUACCUUCAUCCCGGCUGGGACCUUCGUUACCGCUGCGGCGACGUCGACGCACUAUGAUGAGGAGAAUUACGAUGAACCGAACGUCUUCAAGCCAUUCCGCUUCUCGGACAUGAGGCUGACGGAUAGCGAGAAGAACAAGCACCACUAUGUCAGCACAUCCUCGGACUACAUUGGGUUCGGGCACGGCAAGCAUGCAUGCCCUGGACGCUUCUUUGCAGCCAAUGAGCUCAAAAUCAUGCUUGCGUCCAUCGUCCUGAAUUACGACGUGAAGUUUGAGAAUGAGGGAAAGCGUCCGAACAACUUCAUGCUUGCGACGACUGUCCUGCCUGAUCCCAAUGCGAAGGUUAUGUUCAGGAAGCGCAAA